This is a messenger RNA of Mucor mucedo, 1066 nucleotides long. RefSeq lists its product as uncharacterized. The record is from RefSeq and is a predicted model, not a curated record. The transcript is spliced from 4 exons. Bases 384 to 920 code for a protein of 178 amino acids. Lineage: Eukaryota; Fungi; Mucoromycota; Mucoromycetes; Mucorales; Mucoraceae.
AGCUAAUGGAAAUAUUAAAUACACCUAUCUGGUGGGAGGCUUUGGCGGAUCACCAUACUUGCGCAAACGUAUUCUAAACGAGUUUUCUUUCGGGCACCCAUUACACAUUGGGAGUUUAAUCCAGGAUAUUCGAGGUGAUACAGCAGCAAUGCGGGGUGCCUUGAUUUAUGGUAUUGAAGGCAGUAGAUAUGAGCCUCAAUUUGAUGUUGUACUUUACAAAUACGAAAAUGCUGCCACAUCGCAAUACAAUGCUCUUGUUUGUUUAGGUGAUAAAUAAUAUCGACAUAAUUUUAUAAGUGACUUAUACUGUCAUUCUAUUUGUCAAUAUCGGAUACGACGAGAUCGCGUGUUCCUAUAGAGAUUUAAGAAAUAGUGAUGACAAUAUGACAGACAUCGUGGACUGGCCGGGUUUAGAUUGGCAUAAUCCUUUUAUCCCCACAGCAAAAGAAACAUUGGAAGGGAAAACAUUAUGGGGAGCUCAAGUUAAAGAGACUGGCAUCCGUGAUCCAGGGCCGUUUGUUACGUUGAGUAGGCUUAUGUCUGCUAUGAAGGGAAUUUUUAAGGGAUAUCUUGUUGAAUUACUCAAGCAUGUGCUGGAACAUGUGCACGACUCAAUUAUGAAGACCAAUCCGGAACUUUUAAAAAAAGACAAGUACAGAUAUGUUAUCACUAUGGAAAACUGUUAUCAAUUCUUUGGAAACAAGUCCGAAAUGCGUAAAAUUGCUCAACUCGCCGGUAUAAUUAAAGAAGAUGAUUCCGCCAAACGACUAUUGCUUAUUCGCCGAGAGGAUGCUGCAGCUAUAUAUUUUGAAAAGAACAAAUUCUCUGGAGAAAAGGCGCAAAUGACACACCAAAAGACAGCGAUGCUAAUCGAUCUGGGGAAGGGACUUCAGAUAGAUUUAGAAAUGUCCGGGGCAUGAGAUCCGCUACAUUUGGGUUUGACCUUGUUGCUAGACUUGUUACAAAUUUGAGCUUGUUUAUAUCAAAUACUACGAAACUUUAUCGGAUAUCUAAGGGGAGGAAAAAACGUGAAGAAUGAUAUAUACAAUGAAGAAGCAGCAAACGC